This is a messenger RNA of Staurois parvus, 310 nucleotides long. The record is from the annotation of a GenBank genome assembly. Lineage: Eukaryota; Metazoa; Chordata; Amphibia; Anura; Ranidae.
AUGCCGGCUCAGUCCUGUGAUCAGCUGUGUCCAAUCACAGCUGAUCACUGAUCAUCAGGGCACUGAUGAUCAGUGUGGCCCCAGAAGUGCCACCUGUCAGUGCUCAUCAGUGCCACGUGCCAGUGCCCAUCAGUGCCAUGUGCCAGUGCCCAUCAGUGCCACAUCAAUGCCACAUAUCAGUGCAUACCAGUGCACAUCAAUGCCACAUAUCAGUGCCCAUCUGAGCUGCCUUUCAAUGUCACCCAUCAGUGCCAUUCAGUGCCACCUAUCAAUGCCAUUCAGUGCCACCUAUCAGUGCUGCCAAUCAGUG